Candidula unifasciata is the source of this 170-nucleotide messenger RNA. Lineage: Eukaryota; Metazoa; Mollusca; Gastropoda; Stylommatophora; Geomitridae. The record is from the annotation of a GenBank genome assembly.
CAAGGCCCAAUUGUGACAAGCAACCCAUGUGAUCAUUGCAUGUGCACCUCAUCAGGAACAGCAGCAUGUGCGGUCAUCGACUGUAUCUACACGGUUUUCGCCCAUUUCUGCCCAGAUGGAACCCUACCCAUACACAAGGAGGGUCAAUGUUGUCCUAUUUGCAAUGAAAC